GUUUUUGUCUGCUUUAGCCUUUUUAUACACACAUUUUCUUACAACACACAAACACAAACUCUUACUUCAUCACUUUAUUUAUAUAUUCAUCACCAAUCUUUUAUUUACACAAAUCCAAUUCUACUUCCCUUCCCCUUUUACCCCUUUCUUCUGUUCCUUUUAUCCUUUCCCUUUUUUGUCAACAGUCUUCUUCCUUUCUUAUACAGUUCACAAACUUCUCACACCAUUAUAUAGCAUAAAACUUAUCUGUGUUUGUUUUAGAUCUUUGCAGUUUGGUUUUACAGUUGAUCAGAAUCUUCUUAAUUUUCAACAUAGUCUACUGAAAUUAAACAGUUGAAGUUGUGUAUAAAAGUUGCUACUUGCAUCCAUUGUGGAUGUGGAGGAAUUGAAGGUUGACCUAGGUGAAAUGAGGGAUGUUAUCGAGGUUGAUAUCAUUCCUGAACGCCUGUUGGCGGCCAUCUUCAGACCGUUAUUCUCACUCAGGUUCGGAUGCAGCAGGACGACAAGAGGGGCUUCUUUGGUAUAAGGAUACUGGGAAGCAUAUUAAUGGUGAAUUUUCUAUGGCUGUUGUUCAAGCAAAUAAUUUGCUUGAAGAUCAAAGCCAGAUAGAGUCGGGUUGUUUGAGUUUUCUCGAUUCUGGCCCUUACGGAACAUUUGUUGGAAUCUAUGAUGGCCAUGGAGGGCCUGAGACGUCGCGCUAUAUCAAUGAUCAUCUCUUUCACCACCUCAAAAGAUUUGCUGCGGAGCAACAGUCAAUGUCAGUUGAUGUGAUAAGGAAAGCAUUUCAAGCAACCGAAGAAGGGUUCUUCUCCAUUGUUGCCAAACAGUGGCCCAUUAAGCCCCAAAUUGCUGCUGUUGGGUCUUGCUGUCUAGUUGGUGUCGUUUGUAAUGGUAUCCUUUACAUUGCCAAUCUUGGGGACUCUCGUGCUGUGCUUGGAAGGACUGUCAAGGCGACUGGUGAGGUUCUUGCCAUCCAGUUGUCCGCAGAACACAAUGUUAGUAUUGAAUCUGUUAGACAAGAGAUGCACGCUAUGCAUCCAGAAGACUCAAAAAUUGUAGUUUUGAAGCAUAAUGUAUGGCGGGUAAAAGGCUUGAUACAGGUGUCUAGAUCUAUUGGUGAUGUAUAUCUAAAAAAGGCGGAGUACAACAGGGAGCCUUUAUAUGCUAAAUUUCGCCUCCGAGAACCUUUCAAGAAGCCAAUUCUGAGCUCGGAUCCAACGAUUUCUGUGCAUGAGCUUCAGCCGCACGACCAGUUCGUUAUAUUUGCUUCUGAUGGUCUCUGGGAGCACCUAACCAAUCAAGAAGCAGUUGAUAUUGUCCAAAGCAGUCCACACAAUGGAAGUGCUAGAAGACUGGUAAAAACGGCAUUGCAGGAAGCCGCUAAAAAACGAGAGAUGAGAUACUCUGAUUUGAAAAAGAUAGACCGUGGCGUUCGUCGACAUUUCCACGAUGAUAUAACUGUUGUCGUCGUGUUCCUUGACUCAAAUCUAAUAUCGAGAGCUAGCUCAGCUAGGGGCCCAACUUUAUCCCUUAGAGGUGGCGGUGUAAGUAGUCUCCCGGCCAAAACUUUAGCUCCUUGUGCCACGCCCAUGGAUGUCGGUAACAGCUGAUGGAAGUUUCACCCUUUUUUUCUUGUCAUGCUAUUAUCUUUGUUGUAUCUAAUAGCCCAAACCUUUUUUUUCAGACUUCUGAUCAAGUUAUAAACUAUUUAGAAAGAUAAAAUGGAAGGUUAUGAUCUUUUAAUUUAAAUUCUUUAAAUGUAAAAUGUAACAUUAUAACUUUGAGAUAUUAUGUUAAAUUAUUUCAUGAGCAGAAUGAAAAAGGAAAGAAUCUGAUGAAGGAACCCUGAAAAAUGAUGAGUUAAUCAUUGUUUGGGACAUCCCAGUACUGAUCUUCGAUUCCACGAUCUCGAAACUGUUAAUAUAUGUAUUUCUGGAUUUUUAUGCAUGCAGCUGAACAUUAGUUUAUGAUGAUCGAAAGGCAAAUCAUAUUAUACAGAAAGUCGGUCAUAUCUUUAUUGAAGAAGAUAACGAGGUUACGGCCAGUGAGAUCAUCGGCUCAUGUCUAGAACUUUGUAUUGUGAAAUAACAAAUUAACAUUGAAAGACAAAGAAGAUCUACUUUCGUAUGGGUGAUGAUUACCCUAGUAGGCAAGCAAGAGCGCUUAGAGGUGUUCAUUCGGGUCAUCCGGUUGAUUUGAAUUAGGUUUUUCGGGUGGGUUUGAAUUCGGGUUUUGUGUUUAUAUUGUUUUUUACAUAAUUGUAAUUAUUUUUUCAAGUCGGGUUAAAUCGGCUUCGACUACAAGGUCGAGCAAAUUUCGAGUC
Molecule: messenger RNA, 2323 nt
Organism: Amaranthus tricolor (Joseph's coat)
Lineage: Eukaryota; Viridiplantae; Streptophyta; Magnoliopsida; Caryophyllales; Amaranthaceae
Product: probable protein phosphatase 2C 60
Exons: 6
Coding region: 414-1610 (398 amino acids)
Biological process (GO): protein dephosphorylation
Molecular function (GO): cation binding; protein serine/threonine phosphatase activity
Source: RefSeq, a predicted model, not a curated record